AUGAGUGAUGGCUGUGGGAAGAUGCCCCGAGCCUCCUGCGAAGUGAAAACUCGUGACCGGGAGUGUCUCGAAAUGGGAGCACAUCUAGAUAUGGAGGAUGUCAAAAUUUCACUCGGUGACCUGGAGAAGGGCUUGGAGAACACGGCUUUCAACUCCAUGGAAGAAGAGGAACUCCCUGAGGGAGCACAGAAUCCACCUCCUGAGAUCAACAGAGAGGAGAGAGCUGAACGCUCCACCUUCUGGAGGCGUGCAGCACAGCCCGGGUCGCAGGUCAGAAGGGUGUGUAAGGCUCAUGCCAAGGUGCUCCGGAAGGUCUUCCUGGGCCUCCUGUGUGCAGCAUACUUGGCCUAUUUCAUUGCGGCCUGUUGGCUGGACUUCCAGCGAGCCAUUGCCUUGGUCGUUAUUACUGCUCUGGUCAUCUUCUUUGUGGGCUGGGGGCUCAUUCAGAAACACUGUGGAGCAAAGCUGACGAAGCUUCUAAGCCCCUGUCAGAAAUGUUGCCUGAAGUCCUGGCCGUGGCUAAAAUGGGUGUUCUGGCUGGCCGUUCUGGUUGGUCUGGUCACAUGGCUGGUUCUGGACACCUCCAAAAGGCCAGAGCAGCUAAUUUCAUUUGCUGGCCUCUGCGCGUUUGUUCUAUUCCUCUUUGCCUGCUCCAAGCACCAUGCUGCAGUGCCCUGGAGAACCGUCUUCUGGGGCCUUGGCCUGGAGUUUGUUCUUGGGCUCUUUAUAAUCAGAACGGAUCCUGGAUUUGAAGCAUUCCAGUGGCUUGGCAAUCAGAUCCAGAUCUUUCUGAGUUACACCACCGCUGGCUCCAGCUUCAUCUUUGGGGACAGACUGAUCAUGGAGGCCUUUGCCUUUCAGGCUUUACCAAUUGUCGUGUUCUUCAGCUGUGUGAUGUCCAUUCUUUACUACGUUGGCCUCAUGCAGUGGGUCAUCCUGAAGAUCUCCUGGCUGCUGCAAAUCACCAUGGGUACUACGCCCACCGAGACCCUCAGUGUGGCAGGAAACAUCUUUGUAGGACAGACAGAGGCCCCGCUGCUGGUCCUCCCCUACCUGGCAGACAUGACACUCUCAGAAGUCCAUGCAGUGAUGACCGGGGGCUUCGCCACCAUUGCCGGCAGUGUGAUGGGAGCCUACAUGUCCUUUGGGAUCGACCCCUCCUCGCUGAUCGCUGCCUCUGUGAUGGCUGCGCCCUGUGCUCUCGCCAUGGCCAAGCUAGUCUACCCAGAAGUAGAAGAGUCCAAAUUCAAGAGCAAGGAAGGCGUGAAGCUUGCUAGAGGGGCUGAGCAGAAUAUCCUGGAAGCUGCCAGCAAUGGUGCCGCCACCUCCGUGGGGCUGGUCGCUAACAUUGCAGCCAACCUGAUUGCCUUCCUGGCUGUGCUGAAGUUCAUCAAUGUUGCCCUGUCCUGGUUCGGGGAGAUGGUGAACAUCAAGGGGCUCUCGUUCCAGGUAAUCUGUUCCUACAUCCUGAUGCCUGUGGCCUUCCUCAUGGGGGCAGACUGGGCAGACUCACCUCUGGUGGCCGAGCUGUUAGGCAUCAAAAUCUUCCUGAACGAGUUUGUGGCGUAUGAGCAGCUGUCAACGUACAAGAAGAACCGGCUGUCGGGGCUGGAGGAAUGGAGCGGGGAUCGCAAGCAGUGGAUUUCGAUGCGAGCUGAAAUCAUUACGACCUUUGCCCUCUGUGGAUUCGCCAAUCUCAGCUCCAUUGGGAUCACGCUGGGAGGACUGACGUCCAUGGUUCCUCAGCGGAAGAGUGAGUUUUCUAGCAUCGUGCUGCGAGCGCUGCUCACCGGGGGCUGUGUCUCCAUGCUCAACGCUUGUGUCGCAGGCAUCCUGUACGUGCCCCGAGGGGAAGUGGCUGACUGCUCUGCAUUCCUGAGCUCGGCAACCUUUAACACCACCAGCUACAACAUCUACAUGUGCUGCCGGCAGCUGUUUGCUAACACUGUGCUCAGCAACGAGACCCUGUCCUUCACCGGCAGCUGGGUGGGACUCGAGUUCAGCAUGGCCUCUCUGACACAGUGCUGCGGGCACUACAACAACACAGUCUGCGCUGGGCUGCCCUAGAGGAGAUGGGCAGCCACCCAAACCAGCACUCGUCCUUGGUGCCAGCUCCCAAAGCCCCAGUUACAGCCUGUAUGAGAGCAGGGCAUUGGCCAGGCACUGCUGGUCCAUGGCUAACUUGCUCCAGAGCACAACGGUCACAGCCCCAUUGGACUUUCCUCCUCUACUCCCUUUGGCUGCACUGCCCAGGAGCUGGGAGAUGCUGUAUUUUUGGCUCAACUCUCUACCUCCCUCUAGCCCCAUGAACCUCCCAGACGACACGGGACAGAGAACAGCCAGAUGGCUCCAGUUGGGGAUUUCCUCUGCCAGUCCCCUGGGGCUGUGCAGCUUACAGCAACCGCCCUGGGGCUAGCCCCAGAAUCAGGGAGCACCAGCAGGUUCCUGGGUGGCUCCCCAGGCUGGGCCCUGUUGACAAUCCAGGCCUUAUCUGAC
Messenger RNA from Chelonoidis abingdonii (Abingdon island giant tortoise), 2496 nucleotides. RefSeq names its product sodium/nucleoside cotransporter 2-like. The record is from RefSeq and is a predicted model, not a curated record. Gene Ontology annotation, biological process: nucleoside transmembrane transport. Gene Ontology annotation, cellular component: plasma membrane. Lineage: Eukaryota; Metazoa; Chordata; Testudines; Testudinidae. Gene Ontology annotation, molecular function: nucleoside:sodium symporter activity.